Blastomyces gilchristii SLH14081 is the source of this 1641-nucleotide messenger RNA. Its product is annotated as cholinesterase. The coding region runs from base 1 to 1641 and encodes 546 amino acids. The transcript is spliced from 3 exons. The record is from RefSeq and is a predicted model, not a curated record. Lineage: Eukaryota; Fungi; Ascomycota; Eurotiomycetes; Onygenales; Ajellomycetaceae.
AUGGCGUCGCUCGUGCCAUUCAUAUGUCUACUAUUAUUCCUAAGUAAUACUUUCCAAUCGGCCCAUGCCGUGGAGCCAUUGGUUAACUUAGGUUAUGUCGAAUACAAGGGAGUGGAAAACCCUGGAGGGGUCACUCAAUGGCUUGGAAUGCGAUAUGCUGCACCUCCGCUGGGGAAUCUUCGAUUCUCAGCACCUGAGGAUCCAGUGAAAGAAAAAAAGAAACAACGUGCAGAUAAAUUUGGCCAUAGCUGCCUGGCAACUAGAUCCGUGCCACGGAAACAUACUUCAGAAGACUGCCUUUUUAUCAAUGUUUAUGGUCCAUCGAACGCUAAAUCGGACUCUAAACUCCCUGUUUAUUUUUAUAUUCAGGGUGGUGGCUUCAAUGCUAACGCCGGUGCGCGUCUCAACGGUACCGGCCUCGUAGAGGCCUCGGGCAUGAAUAUUAUCGUUGUGACUUUCAACUAUCGUGUUGGGCUUUAUGGAUUCCUUGCAAGCAAGGAGAUCAGGGAAAAGGCCAGUCUUAACAAUGGCCUGAAAGACCAAAUGAAGGCUCUUGAAUGGGUUAACAAACAUAUUAAACAGUUUGGUGGAGAUCCUGGCCAUGUCACAAUCGGCGGGGAUAGUGCUGGUGCGGCUUCUGUAUACUAUUUGCUCAGUGCUUUCGGAGGUAGAGGGGUCAACACUUUCCACGCGGCAGCGGCAGGUUCCCCUUCAUUUGGGACACAGCUUAAUAUCCGAGAAAGCCAGUAUAUGUAUGACAAUCUCGUCAAGAAUACGAAAUGCACAGGCAAAGAUUCCCUUGCUUGUCUCCGCAAGGUUGAUGUGAAGAGAAUGCAAAAACUUGACCAGCGUUAUCCGCUCCCUGGCGGCAUUAGCCCACCACUGUUCAUGUACAGUCCAACCGUCGACGGCUAUUUGAUUCAGGACUAUACCUACAAGCUUUUCGCGAGAGGCCAAUUCAAAAAAGUCCCCAUGAUAUUCGGCGCAGACAAUAACGAAGGUACCGUUUUCGUCCCCAGAAACACAAGCAGCUUCAAAGAAUCCGACACUUUCCUGAAAAACCAAUUCCCAGCCAUGAAGAAAAAGCACUUCCGUAAGAUCCAUGAACUUUACCCAAAGACCAACGACGUGUUUCCCGAAGCCAAAAGAAAAUAUGGCCCAUACUGGCGCCAGGGAAGCAACGCCUACGGCGAAAUGCGAUACAACUGCCCCGCUAUCAUCCUCACCGUUGCAGGUAGCAUGCACGGCGAUCCGAGUAAAGUAUGGAAUUUUCACUAUGACGUUGAGGACCCUCCGGCUAUGAAAAACGGCAUUGGAGUCCCUCACACGGCUCACAUGGCGGCCAUAUGGGGCCCAAAGUACGCCUACGGACCCGGCUCAUAUAGGGGCAAAGGAGUUAAUGCGCCUAUUGUGCCCGUUGUGCAAGGGUACUGGACAAGUUUUAUACGCAGCUAUGAUCCAAAUAUACAUCGAGUCAAGGGCAGCCCUGUGUGGGGAACUGUUACGACGGCGAAGACUGGGAAAGCGCUGCACCAACUGUACGUCAAAACACGCAAGACGAAGACAAGGCUUAUCGAUAAGAAGCAAAUAGAGAGAUGCGAGUAUCUGCUUCGUGUUGGGGCGGAGGAGCUUAAAAUGUGA